AUGUCACAGAGCCAGCGAUCAUUGACAGCUCCGAACAUCAAUGCUAAGGCUCAUAACGAGCUGGACCUACUCGGAGUUUCUGAGCGCAAGAACGCAAAAUCUCGGCGCUCCGUCGCGGUCCUACCGAGCGAGAACGAGUAUUACUUCUUCAUGGAACCGGGUGGAAGGCCAAUGAAUGAGCCAGUACACGAGAUGGUGGAUAUGAUGGAGGACGAUAUGGACGGUGUGCAACGAGCCACAUCCCGCGUGCAAGAGCUAAACGAGCUCAUCAAGCGCGUGCUCAAGUUUCGCAAAUACAACAGAGAAUGA
This is a messenger RNA of Anthostomella pinea, 309 nucleotides long. NCBI's taxonomy places the organism in Eukaryota, Fungi, Ascomycota, Sordariomycetes, Xylariales, Xylariaceae. The record is from the annotation of a GenBank genome assembly.